Molecule: messenger RNA, 1560 nt
Organism: Fulvia fulva
Lineage: Eukaryota; Fungi; Ascomycota; Dothideomycetes; Mycosphaerellales; Mycosphaerellaceae
Product: Beta-apo-4'-carotenal oxygenase
Exons: 2
Coding region: 1-1560 (519 amino acids)
Biological process (GO): aldehyde metabolic process
Cellular component (GO): cytoplasm
Molecular function (GO): aldehyde dehydrogenase (NAD+) activity
Source: RefSeq, a predicted model, not a curated record
AUGAUCCACCUCACCAUGGACGACAUCCCACCCUUCACGGCAACGCCCGUGAGCGACAUCCCAGCCAUUCACAACCGCGUCAAUGACAAGUUCCUCACAAACGAGACACGACCCAUCGAGUACAGGCUGAAGCAGCUGAAACAGCUGUAUUGGGGACUGAAAGAUGAGGAGCCAGCGCUCAUGGAAGCGUGCAAGCUCGAUCUGGGCAAGAGCGCAUUCGAGGCAUAUCUCACCGAAGUGGGUUGGGUUCUGAAUGACAUUCUGUUCAUGAUCAAGAAUCUGCAGAGGUUCAUGAAAGAUGAGAAGGCGGAAGAUACAUCAUUGAUGAACAUGCCAAUGAGCCCCAGGAUCAGGAAAGAUCCUUUGGGUGCUGUGUUGCUGAUCGGUGCAUACAACUUUCCCAUCCAGCUCUCGCUUGGUCCUAUGGUCGGCGCAAUAGCUGCGGGCUGCACUGCCAUCUUGAAGCCGUCAGAGAAUGCACCAAACGCCGCGAGAGUGAUGCAGCACAUCAUCGAGCAGUCGCUGGAUCCCAGUGGCUACGGAUGUGUUCAAGGUGCUAUUCCAGAGACAACAGCGCUGCUAGACUGCAAGUGGGACAAGAUCUUCUACACCGGAAAUGCCAUGGUCGGCAAGAUCAUCGCAAAGAAAGCCGCAGAGACCUUGACUCCUGUCACGCUUGAGCUCGGUGGAAAGAACCCAGCCAUCAUCACCCGCAAUGCAGACCUCCGACUCGCAGCGAGACGUCUACUAUGGGCGAAGCUGAUGAACGUCGGCCAAGUCUGCGUCAGCCAAAACUAUAUCCUCGUGGACAAGGAGGUACUCCCAGGAUUCCUGCAGCAGCUUCAAACUGCCUUCAAAGAAUUCCAGCCAAAGGGAGCCGAGUACGCCGAUGACUACGGCAAAGUGGUCAACGAGCGUCAAUGGACCCGACUCAAGGAGAUGCUCGACAACAGCAACGGCAAGAUCCUCAUCGGCGGCAAGACUGACAAGUCACGCCUCUUCUUCGAGCCAACAGUCGUCCAAGUUGAUGACCUUGAAGACUCCCUCAUCAAAGACGAGUCGUUCGGCCCCCUCAUCCCCAUCAUGACAGUCAACAACCUCGACGAGGCCGUCCGCAUUGCGAACAAGGUCGACCCCACACCUCUCGGCCUAUACCCCUUCGGCAGCAAAGUGGAAACCGACAAGAUUCUCUCACAAACACGAUCCGGCGGCGCCUCCGUCAACGAUGGUUUCUUCCACGCCUCGAUCCCUACCCUCGCAUUCGGCGGUGUCGGCGGCAGUGGCCAGGGAGCAUACCGAGGAAAAGCAAGCUUCGAUUGCUUCACCCACAGGCGAUCUAUCACUACCACGCCAAGCUGGAUCGAAGGUCUACUAGCCGUCAGGUAUCCACCCUACACCGACAAGAAGCUGAAACAGUUCCGUUCGAUGAACGAGAAGAAGCCUGGGUUCGACAGGAAUGGCAAGUCCAGUGGCGGUCUGCUGUGGUGGUUGCUUGGACUGGGCGGCAGUAGCACGGCGUCAGCCGGCGGACGGGACAAGGAGGUGAAAGCCAAGUUGUAA